CGGCUCAAGCUCUAGCAAGACCCCUCCCUCGCCCUCCUAGUAGACCAUGUUCGCCCGCGCCUCCCUCAUCUCCGCCUCGACGCUGCGUCGCGCCUUCUCCACGGCCACCGGCCAGCAGAAGGUGGCCGUGCUGGGUGCCGCCGGCGGCAUCGGCCAGCCCAUGUCGCUGCUGCUCAAGGACUGCGACCACAUCGGCCACCUGAGCCUCUUCGACGUGGUCAACACGCCCGGCGUGGCCGCCGACAUCGGCCACAUCAACACGCACGCCAAGGUGACGGGCCACGUGGGCAUGGAGCAGGCCGGCGAGGCCCUCGAGGGCGCCGACGUCGUGGUGAUCCCCGCCGGCGUGCCGCGCAAGCCCGGCAUGACCCGUGACGACCUGUUCAACACGAACGCCGGCAUCGUGCAGUCGCUGGCCGCCGCCGCCGCCGAGCACUGCCCCAACGCCAUGAUGCUCAUCAUCGCCAACCCCGUCAACUCGACGGUGCCCAUCGUGGCCGAGACCUUCAAGAAGGCCGGCGUGUACGACCCCAAGCGCCUCUUCGGCGUCACGACGCUGGACGUGGUCCGCGCCGCCACAUUCGUGGCCGAGAACCAGAAGUGGAACCCGCGCACCACCAACGUCAAGGUGAUCGGCGGCCACGCCGGCACGACCAUCCUGCCCCUGCUGUCGCAGCUCGAGGGCGCCAAGUUCUCGGAGGAGGACAUUGCCAAGCUCACGCACCGCAUCCAGUUCGGCGGCGACGAGGUCGUGCAGGCCAAGAACGGCACGGGCUCGGCCACGCUCUCCAUGGCCUACGCCGGCGCCCGCUUCACCACGCGCCUCCUGGACGCCAUGAACGGCGCCAAGGACGUCGUCGAGUGCUCGUACACGCAGAACGACGUGACCAAGCUGCCCUUCUUCUCGACGCCCGUGACGCUCGGCCCCAACGGUGUGGAGCAGGUGCACCACUUCGGCGAGCUCUCGGCCGUGGAGCAGGCCAACUUCGACGAGAUGAUCGUGGCCCUCGAGGCCCAGAUCAAGAAGGGUGUGGACUUCGCCAAGAACAACUAAGUUGCUGGUCUAAAGGCUGGUUAGCUAGCUGCACCGAGGACGCUUUAGAGCCUCGAUAACGCUAGCUCUAUCAAACAUGUAGCCUUGAUAUCUGUUUUUGCUCAAA
This is a messenger RNA of Phytophthora sojae, 1160 nucleotides long. RefSeq lists its product as hypothetical. Gene Ontology annotation, molecular function: L-malate dehydrogenase (NAD+) activity. The coding region runs from base 47 to 1054 and encodes 335 amino acids. NCBI's taxonomy places the organism in Eukaryota, Oomycota, Peronosporomycetes, Peronosporales, Peronosporaceae. Gene Ontology annotation, cellular component: cytosol; cytoplasm. The record is from RefSeq and is a predicted model, not a curated record. The transcript has a single exon. Gene Ontology annotation, biological process: malate metabolic process; tricarboxylic acid cycle.